Messenger RNA from Prunus armeniaca (apricot), 996 nucleotides. The record is from the annotation of a GenBank genome assembly. Lineage: Eukaryota; Viridiplantae; Streptophyta; Magnoliopsida; Rosales; Rosaceae.
AUGGCAUGCUUAGAGAGGGCAUCCCCAGCUUUGAAGAGAAUCCUGCUCAAAUUGUACCGUGAAAACAAGUCCAUAGAGAUUGAUCAUCACUUGUAUGAAUUUGGGUCUGUGGAAUACCAUAUCCAGUCUUCAACAUCAGAUGCACAUUAUACCUACUUGUCAGUAUCAACCCCGCUCCUUUCCCAAGGAGUCAUACUACCAAACGGGAUUUCGCAUUAUACUAAACAGAUGGUAAAGGGAAUUUGUCCGGAUGUUGUGGAGAUCAUGGAACCUGCGAAAGAAGGAUACCAGAUUACUUUGAGACUUGAUUUGUCUAAAAUUCCAAAUGGAAAAGAUUCUAUAAAGGUAAUUGCAGACAUUUCUGCUGUGCAAGCAGUAAUCUUAAGUUCUCAGCUGAAAGAAAUGUUGAUGAAUGUCAGCUCCCAAGAUACAUUUCAAGGAAUGUAUAAGACAAUCAAGCUUGUAUAUCACCCAAGAGAGCCUUUCUUUAUUGUUAGACAGCCACAGAAAAUCUUAGCAGUAUUCCCGAUACGUUUUAAAGACAAAACAGACGUCAUUAUUGCAACAGCCUUCUUUCAGGAACUUAUGGAUGUUGGAAGUUCUGAAAAAUGGGCCAAAGCACCUCCUUGUUGCUGGUCACCCAUUCCACCUCCAGAGUUAAGAGGAGAACCUUUUGAAGAUUUGAGUACCAACGGAGGAUUUGUCUCUUUUGAUAUUUCUUCACGCCAUGUCAAAGGUAAAAGACUAGACAAGACUGUAUGGAGUUUGUUGAAUUUCUAUGCCUAUGUUAAAUACCAUGUAAAGAGCACCAGAAGUUUUAUUCAGAGAAGGAUGAGAAAUCGUUUGCAGAGAUUAGUUGAGGUCCUGCAUAAGAGAAGCACGCAGGAAGAAGAAAAAGAAGAAGAAGAAGAGGGAAACCAUAAGGUUCAAGGAGGCAGCAGCUGGUGCCUUCAGUUUCUGAUGGACAACAAAGUUGGAAUGAUGAGCUUAGCUUAA